ACAAACAACAUGGCGGAGCCCACAGUUCGUGUUUCCGGGAUCGUUUUAUCUUCUUUAAUGUUUCAGCACCUGAACAGUGACUCGGACGCGGUGAGGAACACGUUGAUGGGAUGAAGGAGGGACUGGUCCUGGGUCAGAGCAGCGUGGAGGAGCAGGUGACCAUCAGUGACUCUCAGGCUGAUCACAUCCACAUCGAGGAGAUCUACAAUGUUCAGAAGCACAUGACCUGUCCCAGGCUGAGCAGUUUUUACAACAGUGUUGGAGACGUGAACAUGGAGGAGCUACACAAAGUCCUUGCAAACAACAAGCAGGAGGACGUGAUUGGCUGGUACAGACAGCGACGGAACUCGGAUCAACGGAUGACGUUCAGAGAAAAGAUCGUCCACGAGAACCUGAAGACGUGUCUGUCCAACCCUCACAUGCUGUUUGUGCUGCUGACGCCCGGGAAGCUGACGUCUGCGGGCGCCACCCACCGGACGGAGUACGCUGCCUUCAUCUCCCGCAGCAGGACGUUCCUCAACGUUCGCGUCCUGGUCACUAACCUGGGUUUACUGGAGCAGCUGGCGUACUGGAAGGUGUCCACUUCCUGUUCAGCAGCAGGUUAUAACCUCACCAUGAAGAAACACGGGUCGAGUUUCUUCUCCUCCAACGGGCUCCUGAGAGAAGUCAAUGAAGUGAAUAAAAUGAACGACUCUCUGCAGUUGGAGCUGCAGAAAGCGUGCAGAGACGUGGAGGAGAGCGAGAGUCUUCUGGAGGCGCUGCAGGCCGAGGUCUCAGCGCUGAGGAGGAGAGUCCGGGAGAAGCGGCAGAACCAAGAGGGAAAAGAACCCGUCAGCGAUCCGUCUGAGCACAGGAACAACCUGCUGCUCCGCCAGGCGCUCACCGCUCUGUUCGCCAGCUCGCCCCUCUUCCACACACAGACUCUUACUCUGGAGGCGUUUCCUGUUCCUGUCGUCUGCGGCGCCAAACACGAUGAGCGCGUUUCCACGAUCUCAAAGUGCGACGCUCCCGACUCCAGAAAGACAAACUGUCGGAAGAGGCCGAGAGCGGAAACACAGGAGCAGCAGGUCCUGACUGGAGCACACGCCUGGUUCUAAUGGUCACAUGACUCUGAUGUCACUACAUGUUUGGAAGCAGCUGAUUGGAUCCUGACAAUGAACAGUUUGAUUUGUUGAGUCUAAAAUGCUGAAAUGUUCAUUGUGAAGAGAAAAUAAUGUUUUAUUAUACUGUACAAAUGAUAAAUGUUCAGGUUACUCUGUUAAUUUUUUCUAAAUACAUUUGUUAACAUAAUGAAAAUGUGUUA
This is a messenger RNA of Platichthys flesus (European flounder), 1303 nucleotides long. It is a transcript of the gene abraxas1, whose product is annotated as abraxas 1, BRCA1 A complex subunit. Gene Ontology annotation, molecular function: polyubiquitin modification-dependent protein binding; microtubule binding. The transcript has 9 exons. Gene Ontology annotation, biological process: protein K63-linked deubiquitination; attachment of spindle microtubules to kinetochore; mitotic spindle assembly. The coding region runs from base 111 to 1097 and encodes 328 amino acids. Lineage: Eukaryota; Metazoa; Chordata; Actinopteri; Pleuronectiformes; Pleuronectidae. The record is from RefSeq and is a predicted model, not a curated record. Gene Ontology annotation, cellular component: nucleus.